This is a messenger RNA of Laetiporus sulphureus 93-53, 1610 nucleotides long. RefSeq names its product actin-like protein ARPC3. The transcript has 7 exons. Gene Ontology annotation, cellular component: actin cytoskeleton; Arp2/3 protein complex. Lineage: Eukaryota; Fungi; Basidiomycota; Agaricomycetes; Polyporales; Laetiporaceae. Gene Ontology annotation, biological process: Arp2/3 complex-mediated actin nucleation. Gene Ontology annotation, molecular function: actin filament binding. The record is from RefSeq and is a predicted model, not a curated record. The coding region runs from base 103 to 1335 and encodes 410 amino acids.
CCGACGUAUACACUGACAUCCAAGUACUCACCGCGCCUUUGCCGUUUUCCAGAAACCGCUCAGCCUUCUGCAGUAGUAGACUGCUAGUCCUCUGCAUAUAUUAUGGCUCCGCCCGAAAUUCACUCCCUCGCGCAGACUCAGACCGCCAUUACCUGCCAUUCGUUCAAUGCUGACCGCUCCGAGGUGGCGGUGAGCCUGAGCUCAAACGAUGUGCAGAUCUUUGCUCGCCAAGGACAGGAGUGGAAGCAGACUGAGACGUUGUCUGAGCAUGACAAGAUCAUCACCUCUAUUGACUGGGCCCCGAACUCGAAUCGUAUCGUCACCGCCUCGCAGGAUAGGAAUGCCUACGUCUGGCAGCUGAGCCCCGACCCGCAGACAGGUCGGACGAUCUGGAAGCCCACGCUUGUGCUGCUGCGAAUCAAUCGCGCUGCCACGUACGUCAGAUGGAGCCCGAAUGAGGACAAGUUUGCAGUCGCGAGCGGCGCUCGUGCAAUCGCCAUCUGUUCCUUCGACCCCGAGGGCGACUGGUGGGUAUCCAGGCUGUUGAAGAAGCCGAUCAGGUCCACCGUGCUUUCUGUUGAUUGGCACCCCAAUAACGUGCUUCUCGCUGCUGGGAGUGCGGACAUGAAGGCGCGCGUCUUCUCCGCAUAUAUCAAAGAUGUGGACAAAAAGCCCGCGCCGUCUGUCUGGGGAGAGAAACUUCCAUUCAACACGAUCUGCGGAGAAUACACCAGCCCCGCAGGUGGUUGGGUCCAUGCAGUCGGGUUUUCACCCUCUGGAGAUGUUCUCGCCUUUGCAAGCCACGACAGCUCUAUCAGCAUCGUUUACCCUGGAGGGCCUGCGAUGUACACGAUCAAGCUCUCCAGUCUGCCUUUAUUGACCCUCACUUGGACGACUGAGAACGCGCUCGUUGCUGCCGGACAUGACUGCCAGCCUCUCGUCUUCUCCGGCAGCGAAGGCGGUUGGGAGCUCAUCGGGAGCCUUGAUGAUCCGCACGCGAACAAGAGCUCUGGAGGAGCGCGCUCUGGCUUCGGCGGGGCGUCUCCCAUGGGACGGCUCAACAGCGCUGCCUUCAACGCCUUCCGCAACGCCGACUCGCGCGGUAUUUCUAACGUGCCGGGCUCACCGACUGCCUCGUCGUCGGCUGAGUCCGAACUGUUCACGGUGCAUCAGAACACUAUCACUAGUGUGCGGCCGUACGAAGGCGCGCCGGGUAACAUCACGAAGGUCAGCACUUCUGGAGCGGAUGGGAGGCUUGUGGUGUGGGAUGUGAACCAGAUUACCCCUAUUGGGACGAUUGGUAUCACCGGGCGUAUGGCUGGCAUGCGUAUCUAGGAGAAUGUGGAUACGUGCUGUGCACAACUGUCAGCAAAUCAUAACGUGUACUAUAGUAUACAAUACAUUUCUGUCACCCUCGCCAUUACCAGGAUGAUAGUGGUCAAGACUUCGCCGAUAUCACCCUUUUGUGAUAUCAGCAGUAGCUUCAGCAAGCUCAGCAGAUCUUUCGCUGUCGACGGGUUGCUCGUUGAUAACUGCCCAAACCGAUGCUUUGAACAACGUCAAAACCAGGCCCAUCUUGACCUCCAACGCCCUCAAUCGUUCCAAUAGAG